UAGAAGGAAAACCGGAAUAAACCAACCAGAACCAACACAUUGGUGGGAUUCAAAUGAUGUGAGGUGGAAAGUCUAUGAAAGCAAUGGUAUUAAUAUUAAAAUAGACGUUUUCCAGGAUACCACAGUUUAUACCGUCUCCUCAUGUUGUGAAAUAUUGGCAAGAUGACAUCAGCAGCAACACCGUUUGGAGGAAGUUUUUUUGGUAACAAAACUACGGCAUCCACACUGACUUUUGGUACCCCAGCCGUCACCGCUACAUCUUCAGCAUUUUCAUUUGGAACACCGAAAUCUACGGCUACAACAGGGUUUGGGUUAGCCACAAAGACGACAGCUUCAAGUAUUUUCAAUACAGGGGGAACCAGUUCUCUUUUUUCUGGAGGAUUAGGUUCCACUGCCACAAAAGGUUUUGGCGGUUUUGCUACAACAACUGCUUCAGCCACUAAAGGUUUCGGUGGCUUUGGGUUAGCUACAACAACAACCACCGCCAGUAAAGGAUUUGGUGGAUUUGGAACAACUGGAUUGGGAGGAACGACAACAUUGAAUAAUACGCAACAGCCUGAUCCCAAUGAUUUGUCAGUAAUAUUAUCCGCAAUCUCAGUACCAAAUAUAUUUGAUGAUGAUCGGGAUGCAAUCUUGGCAAAGUUCAAUAAAAUGCAAGGAUUCCUUGGUGUUGGUCAAGGAUACUUUAACAAGAGUAUGCCACCUGUUACCUUCAACAUGGAGAAUCCUUUCUGUAGAUUCAAGUCAGUGGGAUAUAGCUGCAAGCCAUCAGAACCUGAUUCUGCUGGUUUAGUAGCUCUAACUAUCAAUAAGAAACAGCAAGAUGUAAAAACUCAUCAACAACAACUUGUUGAAGCACUUCAAAAGUUGUUUGGUAAUAAGCCAAACAUUGUUGUGUUUGUUGAAGGAUUGAAACCGUUACCAGAAGAUAAGACUGAAGUUGUGGUUUAUUUACUGGAGAGAGAUGCCAGCGGAAAUUCCAGACGUUUUCCUGCUUCGGAAGUGUCAAAGUAUUUAAAUCAAACAAGCAUGAAGACUCAGUUACAAUCGCUUGGGGUGUUAAAAGUGAUUGCUAAAGCAGAUCUAACUGAAGACCAACUAAAUAUGUACCUCAGCAAUCCUCCUGCAGGUAUCCAUCCCAUAUUAUGGGAACAGGCCAGAAAGGAUAAUCCUCAACCCCACAGACUUGUGCCAGUGCCAAUUUUGGGCUUUGAACAACUUCAGAGUAGAAUAAAGCAACAAGAACAAGAAACUGCUUUACACCAACAUGCCCUUGAGAUUUUGUCUGAUGAUAUUACCACCUUACAACAGAAACAUACUGAAACUUUAACGAAAUUAGCAGAGUACAAAAGACGUUUCCUUGAUCUCAGUCACAGAGUACUCAAGGUGAUAUCAAAACAGGAAGUAAAGCGUAAAGCUGGUUGCUCUAUUCAAGUUAAUGAAGAAGAUUUAAGGAUACAGCUUGAGUCAAAUUUGGCAGCAUUAAAUGCGCCAACCCAGUUUAAGGGUCGUCUAAAUGAGCUUGUGGCACAACUUCGUCUUCAACAACAGAUGACCAACAAUCCGCUAGACGUCCGUUACUCCAUGGAGAAAUCUAUUCAUUCAGACUUGAAACAGCAUUUAGAAAAGCAACAAGAAGGUUUAAAGCAUCUUACAAAUGUCAUUCGCAAUGAUCACGAGGAUUUAAAAUUAAUUCAACAAGGACUGGAAGAACCUACGCCAAGAAGGUGAUAACUGAUAACGUACAACUCCCCAUACAAUAUGGUGCUAAUUAUCAUCCACUAGCAAGACUGCUGCUGAUACGAGGAACACGAUCUAAAACGUGAAAUGGCAACAAAAAAGAAAACUGGAAAGUGGCAUUAAUUUUAAUUUAUACAUACGCACUACUAUAGAUACACAUAAUUAAAGUUAUGCUAAUAAACAUGGGACUAUCCUAGCAUACAGGAUUAUUGGCGAAUAGACGGGUUUUAUUUUGUGAGCACGAGCAAGCAGCUAUUGGAUUCAUAUGAUUGAUGGCUGGUGACAGAAAACGGUUUAUUCCGCCUCAAAUAUGCGAAACGUCAUUUUAGAAAGGUUUUAGAAAAACUAUUGUUUUUCAUCUGUAUUAUUUGGUUCUGCAUGACAGCAUGUUAAUUCUAUUGUCUAUCAUUACCAU
Dendronephthya gigantea is the source of this 2155-nucleotide messenger RNA. RefSeq names its product nucleoporin p54-like. NCBI's taxonomy places the organism in Eukaryota, Metazoa, Cnidaria, Anthozoa, Malacalcyonacea, Nephtheidae. The record is from RefSeq and is a predicted model, not a curated record. Bases 163 to 1731 code for a protein of 522 amino acids. The transcript has 13 exons. Gene Ontology annotation, biological process: nuclear pore organization; NLS-bearing protein import into nucleus; protein localization to nuclear inner membrane. Gene Ontology annotation, cellular component: nuclear pore central transport channel; nuclear pore. Gene Ontology annotation, molecular function: structural constituent of nuclear pore.